AUGCGAAGAAGCUCAAGCCCACACUCAGAUGGAGCGGAAGAGCCAGAACGUGACGAUAAUGAUGUUGAGAUGGCUUUGAACGGAGAUCCGGACGAGUACGAUGAGGACAACAACCGGGAUCAGACUCAAGAUCAGACCCAGGAUCAGGACCAGGGCCGACAUCAGGAUCGAGACCAGGACGAUCUAGGCUUACCUGGAGAUAACAUGGAUAUGGCUGAGGAAAAUACCUUGGAACACGAACACCACCACGACGGCCAAGAGCAAGAUCGGGAUCAAGAUCAGGAUCAGGAUUGGCAAGAACGUGUCAACAAUCAUACUGAUAUCGGUGCUUAUGAUCCUGAUCACAAUGUCGGUCCAGAUGCAAAUCCAGAUGCAGAUCCAGAUGCAAUGGACACGACAAGGACGAAAAAAGCAAAAACCACCCCAAAACAAUUCCCAGGACAGGUACAAGCACAGGCACAGGAACGCCCGCUCUACCGGCGCCGGCGGGCGCAGCGACAACGAACCCCGAAUCAGGACCAGUAG
Sordaria macrospora k-hell is the source of this 525-nucleotide messenger RNA. RefSeq lists its product as uncharacterized. The record is from RefSeq and is a predicted model, not a curated record. NCBI's taxonomy places the organism in Eukaryota, Fungi, Ascomycota, Sordariomycetes, Sordariales, Sordariaceae.